UCUACAUCACUGAUUUCACGGCCUGUCACUUUUGAAUAAAUAUGUCAGAUAUAAUUUUAAAAUAACCAAAAUAAACAAAUUGCACGUCCCAUGAAAGUAUUAUCUUAAAAAAGAAAGAAAUUAAUUUGGUAAACCUACUACCGACUAGCACGUAAAAUAGUUGACACAUCAACCAUGACUGAUACCAGCGAUUAUUCGACAACCAGCCGUGACGCAAGUGGAGGCGAACCGAAUCCCGCCUAUGAUAGACUGCAAACAUUUUGUAAGCAAAUGUUGAAAACUCGAACAUUUCUUGGUCAUUACCAAGAGAAUCGGUUAGUACAAAGUCUACAUGCUUACCGUGCGCUUGUCGUUAUCAGCAAAACCGACGAGUCAUUAGCCAAAGAUAUUCACACAGUUCGGCAACGCAUCAAAACUUUCUAUUCACACAAUCCCGACUACUGGAUGGGCUACACCGAUUCAGACAUGAUCGGUGCACCGCAUGGCUCGUGUAUAUGGACAGAGCUCGAAGGUGUACCGUUUGGUGAAUAUUGGUUUCAAGUCAAAACGGUGCGGUUCCGGAACAGUGAGGCUAUAAUCAAAUUGAAAAUGCUUAAGCCAAUGCAUGAUGUGGAAGAGUCCAUCCGACAGGAGCAUAAAAUUAGAGAAAAUCAAGACGCCUACGAUUCCGGACAACUGGCAAAAGACUUCCAGGAACUGUUAGUAAUGUGGCGAAAAUCCUGUGCCGAAUACUUUCUAUGGCUAUUCUCGCAACAAAUAACCGCCCAAAAUAUUGCCAGCGUUUUGAAGUUCAUUUGCUUGAUCAUGCUGGCUGCCGGAACGGCAUCAAUCCAUGGCCUAAUGUAUCUCGGUGCAUUUACGUUGAAAUUCAUGGCAGAAUUCCGAAAGUUGGUUAAUGUAUCCAUGCCGUUUCUGUUGAAAGCCUUAGAUUUAUUGUCGAAAGUGAUUGGCGGCUUUUAUUUAUUGUUGGCUAUGAUAUGGAGAGAUUUAAUUGGCCGUAAAGAUCCAACACCCGCUUACGGUCAACAAUUUGCGAAUCCGGCAGUGGGGUUCAGAGACGGGCAUCCUAUUAGGUCGAUAGAGUAUCGAAACGGUAGAGGAUAUGGCAACACUGGUCGUUACAACAGACGAUCAUAACUCUAAUGGAAAAUUGUAUUUUGUAUUUGGUUAUAACUCUCUUGCUUUUGCUAGGAAAGAAUAAUGUGCAUAAUUUUCGUUAGUUUUAACGUUUCAGCUGUGAAAUUAACACUAAAGUCAUACAAUAUUUGUUAAACCUGUAAGUUUGGUGAAAUAAAACACAAAUUUAAAAUAUUCUAAAAUA
Bradysia coprophila is the source of this 1321-nucleotide messenger RNA. RefSeq lists its product as uncharacterized. Lineage: Eukaryota; Metazoa; Arthropoda; Insecta; Diptera; Sciaridae. The record is from RefSeq and is a predicted model, not a curated record.